Molecule: messenger RNA, 402 nt
Organism: Triticum turgidum subsp. durum (durum wheat)
Lineage: Eukaryota; Viridiplantae; Streptophyta; Magnoliopsida; Poales; Poaceae
Source: the annotation of a GenBank genome assembly
AUGGAUGUCAUGUCAAAAAGAUUCGAUUUCUUCGGCUUUAUUGCUGGGUGGAGCAUCGCAACCUCUGCUGAGACCGGACCUACCUUCCAGCUUGCACUGGCACUAGUCUCAUGCAUAUACUUUCUCAAUGACAAGAUGAAAAACCUUGGCAGGGCGUCUGCUACAGGGCUUGGACUCUUUGCGAGCGGUUGGAUAGUAGGUUCGCUGGUAGUCCCAGUGAUCCUGACAUUUAUUUUGCUGCGUACUUGGUGUCUGGAGCUCCUUACUUCGCUGGUCGCUUAUGUAUUUUUAUUCUUGGGCUGCAUCCACAGGGAUCGGACAAUCUUUUUGCCUUUAUGGAUAGAUUGUUUCAAGAGGAAUUUACUGCACUUUUAUUAUGGUCGGGUUUCAGAAGUAAGCUAA